Molecule: messenger RNA, 1032 nt
Organism: Exserohilum turcica Et28A
Lineage: Eukaryota; Fungi; Ascomycota; Dothideomycetes; Pleosporales; Pleosporaceae
Exons: 3
Coding region: 1-1032 (343 amino acids)
Cellular component (GO): dehydrodolichyl diphosphate synthase complex; endoplasmic reticulum membrane
Molecular function (GO): ditrans,polycis-polyprenyl diphosphate synthase [(2E,6E)-farnesyl diphosphate specific] activity
Source: RefSeq, a predicted model, not a curated record
AUGGCAGCCACAGGCCUGUCAACCCAGCAGGAGGCCGCUUUCCGGCGCAAGCAACUCUCGGUCCAGGAGCGCGAAGAGCUCAUCAAGCCAUUCCUGCCGUCUGACGUCUCCGACGGCGAAACGCAGGCGCAGAAGAAGAAGGCUCUGCGUGACCGUCGUCAGCAACAUAACCGGAAACCCAUCACUGGUCCCAUCAAGGCAUUCCUGCACCUCGCCGUCUACCAUGUCGUCGCUCUGCUCUUCAGCAUCUUCUUCCGCUUCCGACGCGCGUACCGGCUCGUCCGAGGAAAGGUCGUCUCCUUGCUCAAGUACCACCACCGCACGCCAGAGUUUAUCGCCCACGACGUCAAGGACCUGGAGAAGCUGCCGAAGCACCUGAGCGUCAUAGUAGAGUACCAGGAGGACGAUGGAAACCAGGGAACCGCUGGCCUCGAAGGCCUGGUCAAUGAUGUGUGCGAGAUAGCAGCCUGGACAGCCAGUGCUGGCAUCCCCUUUCUCAGUGUCUACGAGCGCACGGGCGUCCUCAAAUACUACCUCCCUCAAACACACACCAGCAUCUGGGGCACUCUCGAGUCCUACUUUGGCCCCCGCCGCAAACCUACCCUCUCGAUCCGGGCACCGCACCUGAGCUCCUACUCCCCGCCCGAUACACCCCCUCAGUCUGCUGAGCCUAAUGGCUCCAGCCUCAAAGAAGAGCGCCAGCAUCUCACUGUACUCCUUUUGUCCGAACACGACGGCCGCGACACCAUUGUCGAUUUGACGCGCACACUGGCCGAGAUGGCGCAAAAGGGCGAUGUGCGACAGGAGCAGAUUAACAUGGACCUGAUUGAUGCGCAGCUCAACGAUCAUGUCUCGAGCGAGCCUGAUUUGCUGAUUCUCUUCAGCCCAACCGUGCAGCUCAAAGGCUACCCCCCGUGGCAGCUGAGAUUGACGGAAAUAUUCCACUUGCCAGAUAACAAGGGCGUCAACUACCAAGUCUUCCUCCGCGCCUUAUACAAUUUUGCCAAGGUCGAGAUGCGCCUGGGACGGUAG